Molecule: messenger RNA, 546 nt
Organism: Notechis scutatus (mainland tiger snake)
Lineage: Eukaryota; Metazoa; Chordata; Lepidosauria; Squamata; Elapidae
Source: RefSeq, a predicted model, not a curated record
AUGUCACUGCACUUUCAAUUCUACAUUAUCCUGCUCCUUCGCUCCACCUCUGCGCCCUAUCGCUGGCUGGUCCUCACCUCCGAUGAGUCACCAACCUCCAGAGAGGUUUCCAGGCCAGAAGAAAAAGACAAAGGCGAAAACCCCAAGAAAACAGAGCCGGAAGAAGAAGAAAUUGAUAUUGAUUUAAAUGCCCCGGAAACGGAGAAGGCCGCUCUCGCCAUCCAGGGAAAAUUCCGACGUUUCCAAAAACGGAAACAGGAUCCCAGUUCCUGAGCCUUUCCGGAGCCUUCCCACUUCGCCUUGAUGCGCUUCUUUCCUCUUCCUGUCCCCCAAAACCCCGCCGCGAUUCCAUUUCCUCCCUUGUCUUCCCACCCCGACAAAGGGGGCUCCUCUGAUCUUCAACUAAUUUUAAUUUUUGCACGUCCUGGGAAAAUGGUCAAAGCAGAGGAAGGGAGGGGAUGGAGUGGGGUGGGUGGAAGGGCCUGCUGAGCACCAAGGCCUUCCACACUGCUUCACCGGAAGCCGCCAAUCGUGGGCAGAGCGAGA